This is a messenger RNA of Symbiodinium sp. CCMP2456, 2100 nucleotides long. The record is from the annotation of a GenBank genome assembly. Lineage: Eukaryota; Dinophyceae; Suessiales; Symbiodiniaceae.
AUGACCAGCGCCGUCAGCGAUACAGACACACAAGAAGCCAACCAACAGCAGGAGACCGACAACACGCAGGCGCCCCCACGGACUCAGCAGCGGCCCCCCUGGGAAACAGCUGGAUGGGGAGGCCUCCCACGCAGCAGCCGUGCCACACACCCCACACCCCAGGAGGACGGCCACACAGCCUUCCCCUCUGCAGGGCACGGGCCGGGAUGGGGCCUCCGUUUCGAAGGCGAGCAACGCCAACGAGCCGAGCGGCACAUGGGCCCGGGGGACACCCCGCCCCCCUCUACGGACGACGAGUACAGCAGCGACAGCUCCAGCAGUGAGGAAGACCACCCAUGGAAUGAGCACACGCCGAACACUGGCACACAGGCAGGGGGACACUACGGCGAAAAAGCGGCCAACAAGGCCAAGGAGGACUGGAAAGACCUCCUCAACAGACCAGACCACCAGCCAGACGAGCCAACAGCCGCGGGGGACGAGUUCCGAUGGCCUCCCGAGCUACCCACCACAGCCAAUAACCAAUACCAGGUUUACCCCCUCACCAACGACUGCUGGGAAAUUGCGGUACAGUACAACCCCGACUUCGUUCCGCCUUUUGGGGGGACGUCUCCGCCAACUGCCCCUUACUCUCUGCACGUCAUUGUGGCAGGAGACCGAGGCCCACUUGACAGGGCACCUGGCUUCAGUGCUGGAACGAGACUCAGGCUAUGUCCGAUCGACGGGACCAAGCUGUGGUAUGUCUUCGUCAUCGAGACACCGCCGGUCGACAUGACCGAACCAUCGUGCUUCCUCCUCACAACGGGGGAUAAGCUUGCCAUACAACCGGGCAGAGCAGGGAGAUGGGAAAUUGAGCUUUCCCAAGAGAGCACGACCCCACCCGAUGAUGUAGCAGAGGCCAACGCCCCGACGACAGAGCAACAACCAGCCUCCGUGGUUGCUGACACACCACCUGCAGCCAUGCCACCGAGUACACCAGCCACCCUGCCGGCCACCAACAACACCACUGUGCCGCUCCCAGGAGUUGGUGGGGAAGACGUUGCAGGGGCGGCUCCUGAACCCCUCCCGGGGACCUCUUCUCCUGAGCCUAAACCGCAGUGGCAGAAGUUGGAAUGCCACCUGAUUGCCAUCCGCAGACUGGCUGAACACCUCCCAGCAGGGGGGACCACCAUCGUUCAUGUGAUGGAUAGUGCCCUAGCAGACCUACUCAUGGACAGCGAAGCAGAAAGACACCUAGAACAGAACCUAGGGGCGCUUUUGGGACAAAGCCAUGGCUCCGGGGGGAACCGGCCCCGACGCAGACGCUGGACGACCCAGGAGGCCAUCAUGCACCUGUCCGACGUCGCAAGAGCACAGUUGUCGUCGCGGGGAAGGCCAGAGCAAGUCCUAUCGCUGUUGCCCUGCGUCGAUGCCAUCAUAGCCUGGCUGCAACGCAUCACGGGGGACACGCUCGCGGACAGGAAUAUGCCAGAACUCAUGGCAAUGCUUCGGGAAGCCCUCCAGGCCAUCACCACGGGGGAAGCCACCCUGGAACACUGGCGAACAGUCCUCGGGGUAGGUGACAGCCUCCGAUCCCUCUUCGAGAUGACGCACGGCUGGGAGCGCCCCCUCGACGACUAUGUCACCACAGAACCAAGCCAGGGGGAUAACAGUCACAGCGAGCUGCAGCCGGGGGACUAUGCCAUGAUCCUGGAGAACCUGGCGGCGUCACUUCUGCACUGGUCGGCAGGGGAACAGAUUGAGAUGCAGGCCAACCUCCUGAACCUCCUCCACACUGUCUCCGCAGUAGUCGCCCAAGGAGAUAUACAGAUGAGUAGCGGGGAACAACAGCCCGGAGAACAAGGGGGACGUCGGAGUGCGGUGGCUGCGUCCUCGUCGGAGCCCAACAAAGACUGGUGGCUACAUGAACGCCAUCACGGACUGGGAGAUGUUGCCCGCAGUCCGUACUCAGCCGAACCCAGCCUGGCUGCGAGCCGUGCGGGGGACGAUACACAGAUGCACACCGACACGGAGGAGAACCCGUCACAAGAGGAGGGGAACGACUCUGACGCUUCCCACCGACGGCGACGAGCUUUGGGGGAGCACAGCAAGGACUACUUCUGA